Schistosoma haematobium is the source of this 684-nucleotide messenger RNA. RefSeq lists its product as uncharacterized. The coding region runs from base 1 to 684 and encodes 227 amino acids. The transcript has a single exon. The record is from RefSeq and is a predicted model, not a curated record. NCBI's taxonomy places the organism in Eukaryota, Metazoa, Platyhelminthes, Trematoda, Strigeidida, Schistosomatidae.
AUGUUCAUGAAGAGUUCGUUUCUCCGCCAGUUCAGGAAAGAAGAAACUUCAUUGAAUCCGGUUGGAUUCUCAGAGCCAUCUCAAGUUGACAGUAAAAAGCCGUCCUCCUUGAUUUGGAAAGGGCUGGAAGAUGGAAACGCAAGUUCAACCUGUGAUUUAGAUGACGAUGACUAUUUUGAGAGUGAUCAGUUUAUCUCUUCGAAUGAGGCCAACUUGUCUACAUCUUCAAAAACCAACUGGAGUGAUAAUAAAUGGAGCAAAAUGCUUAAAUUUGGUGAUGAAUCCAAGAAAAGAGAUACAGUUCAGUUUACUCCAGAAUCACCCAAGAUAAUCAAUUUGCGAAAUGUGUCACAGAAACCACACGUUAACAAGCCUAUCAUUUCUUUAGAUAGUUUUGAUCACGCUGGACCCCAUUCUCCACUAGAUGACAUGGCAGUUCCGAAAAAAGCUCCAGAAUCGCCAAUGUUGAAUUUUCUCAGCAAAAAACCUAGUGCCUCUUUUAUGCAAUCACCAGACGCACAUAAUGUCUCAACCAGCUCUGAGGAUUCUAUUUACUUCCAUCAAGCCUCCAAAAUAUGUCAAGAUUAUACGGGAGAGGUGAAGACACACCUUGACAAAGUUCAUGAUAAAGCAGUCACUGAGUUUUCAGUUGAAGAUAAAUCAGACACAUUAUGCGACAAGUAA